Molecule: messenger RNA, 2313 nt
Organism: Arabidopsis lyrata subsp. lyrata
Lineage: Eukaryota; Viridiplantae; Streptophyta; Magnoliopsida; Brassicales; Brassicaceae
Product: long chain acyl-CoA synthetase 3
Exons: 17
Coding region: 89-2080 (663 amino acids)
Biological process (GO): fatty acid metabolic process
Cellular component (GO): membrane; endoplasmic reticulum
Molecular function (GO): long-chain fatty acid-CoA ligase activity
Source: RefSeq, a predicted model, not a curated record
CAACGACCAUUCUAAUUGCUUCUUUUACAUUUCAACGAACAAAACAGAUAUAUACAUAGAAAGAAACACAGAUACGCAGAUAUAGUAAAUGGCGACUAGUCGAUACAUCUUUGAGGUUGAGAAGGGAAAGCAAGGCGUCCAUGGAGGAAGUCCAUCGGUCGGUCCGGUUUACCGGAGUAUCUACGCUAAAGGCGGGUUUCCCGAACCGGCCGAUGAUCUCGUCAGUGCAUGGGAUAUUUUCCGAUUAUCUGUGAAGAAAUCUCCAGAUAAUCCUAUGCUUGGUCGUAGAGAAAUAGUUGAUGGAAAAGCUGGGAAAUAUGUAUGGCAAACUUACAAAGAAGUAUAUGAUGUAGUGAUUAAGCUUGGAAACUCUAUCAGAACUAUUGGAGUUGGAAAAGGAGAGAAAUGCGGUAUUUAUGGCGCCAAUAGUCCUGAAUGGAUUAUAAGCAUGGAGGCUUGCAAUGCUCAUGGACUCUACUGUGUACCUUUAUAUGACACUCUAGGUGCUGGAGCAAUAGAAUUCAUCAUUUGUCAUGCAGAAGUCUCACUCGCUUUCUCUGAGGAGAAAAAAAUCUCUGAGUUAUUGUUGACAGCUCCAAAAUCAACUAGAUAUUUGAAGAAUAUUGUGAGCUUUGGUGAGGUUACAAAUGGUCAAAGAGCAGAAGCUGAGAGGCAUGGAUUAACAAUAUAUUCGUGGGACCAAUUCUUGAAGCUAGGUGAGGGUAAACAUUAUGAAUUACCAGAGAAGAGAAGCAGCGAUGUUUGCACCAUAAUGUAUACAAGUGGCACAACUGGUGAUCCUAAAGGAGUCUUGCUUACAAAUGAGAGCAUUAUUCAUCUACUUGAAGGUGUUAAAAAAUUGCUUAAAUCUAUCAAUGAAGAGUUAACCAGUAAAGAUGUUUAUCUCUCAUAUCUACCUCUGGCUCAUAUCUUCGAUCGCGUGAUUGAGGAGCUGUGUAUAUCUGAAGCAGCCUCUAUCGGAUUCUGGCGAGGGGAUGUUAAGAUAUUGAUAGAAGACAUUUCUGCAUUGAAACCGACUGUUUUCUGCGCUGUUCCUCGCGUGCUAGAGAGAAUUUACACAGGUCUUCAGCAGAAACUUUCUGAUGGUGGUUUCAUAAAGAAGAAAUUAUUCAACUUUGCAUUCAACUUCAAACAUAAAAACAUGACGAAAGGGCAGCCUCAUGAACAAGCAUCUCCAAUGGCUGACAGAGUUGUAUUUAAAAAGGUAAAAGAAGGGUUGGGAGGAAACGUGCGUCUGAUCCUCUCAGGAGCAGCUCCUCUUGCAGCUCACAUCGAAUCUUUCCUUCGAGUUGUCGCGUGUGCUCAUGUUUUGCAAGGAUACGGUCUAACAGAGAGUUGUGGUGGCACUUUUGUGUCCAUCCCAAAUGAGCUUUCAAUGCUUGGAACGGUUGGUCCACCAGUUCCAAACGUUGACAUAAGGCUCGAGUCAGUUCCAGAGAUGGGUUAUGACGCUCUUGCAAGCAACCCACGUGGAGAGAUUUGCAUCAGAGGAAAGACUUUGUUCUCUGGAUAUUACAAACGUGAAGAUCUCACUCAAGAAGUCCUCAUUGAUGGUUGGCUUCAUACUGGUGAUGUUGGUGAGUGGCAACCAGAUGGAGCCAUGAAGAUCAUCGACCGUAAGAAGAACAUCUUUAAACUGUCUCAAGGAGAAUAUGUUGCGGUUGAGAACUUGGAGAACAUAUACAGUCAUGUCGCCGCCAUUGAAUCGCUAUGGGUAUAUGGAAACAGCUAUGAGUCUUACUUAGUGGCUGUGGUAUGUCCAAGCAAGAUUCAGAUUGAACAUUGGGCCAAAGAACACAGUGUUUCAGGAGACUUUGAGUCUAUCUGUCGAAACCAAAAGACUAAAGAGUUUAUCCUUGGAGAAUUCAACAGAGUAGCCAAAGACAAAAAGCUGAAGGGAUUUGAGCUGAUCAAAGGUGUUCAUUUGGACACGGUACCGUUCGACAUGGAAAGAGAUCUCAUCACACCUUCUUACAAGAAGAAAAGGCCUCAGCUUCUCAAGUACUAUCAGAAAGAGAUUGAUAAAAUGUAUAACAAAGACAAACAAUUGAAGCUUUGAGUGUAAAGAAAGGAAGUUGUUGGACAAGUCUCUCAGGUUUAUAUGUUUCUCUUAUCACUCUAAUUCAUAUUGUUAUAUGUCUCUCUAUGUUGUGUUAAUAUCGAAGUUGCUUGUGCCAAAUACAUUAGUUUUUUUUUUGCUUGUAAACAACCAAAUCUUUUUAUUGUACUCAACAUUAUCCUGUUUUGUGUAUUUGUAUUGAUAUUUUAAUAAAGUUCUCUGGCUAUGCAAUC